CCGUUGUUUACUUUCGGUGGCGAUGUGGUCGCAUCCUCAACUGGCGCCGGGUGUUGGUUCGAUCCCGGCGGUGCUGCUUCUCCUCACGGUGUGGGCACCGCUGCUGCCUGGCGCCUUGGGGCCGGGGCAGUGUGAAGCAUGUUUAGCACACAAGCAGCAAAGAUCAUGAAGACUGGCUGGCAUGCAGCAAGUGAUGCAUUGUAACAUUUUGUACAUGUUUGUUUUCCCCUCCCAUCCAGUGUGCGUUGGAUUUCUGGAGAGAUUUUACAGCUAUUUGAAGGCACAGAAUGUGGAACUAACACCUGCACUUGUGGCAAAGGAGCUGAUGCUAAUGUGUGAACACACCAAAGGAAAGGAGAACCGGCUGUGCUACUAUAUCGGAGCAACAAGUGACGCCGCAACGAAGAUCAUCAAUGAAGUAGCCCGUCCCAUGAGUGCCCAUGUGCCUGUACCGAAGAUCUGUGAGAAGCUCAGAAAGACAGAUGCUCAGAUAUGCGAGCUAAAAUAUGAUAAGAAAUUGAAUUUGAAUAAAGAUGAACUAUCCAAACUGAGAGUGGCCGAACUGAAGAGGAUUCUGGACAACUGGGGAGAGAAAUGCUUAGCUUGUGCAGAGAAAAUUGAGUUUAUCAAUUUAAUCUUGGAGUUGGCUAAAAUAUAUGAGUCGGAUGAACUGGAUUUGAACUCUGAUCUAUAAAGUUUCUGUGUUUUAUAAAUCUGUAACCCACCUGAUUAUUGUAAAUAAAUAUGCUGCAGAGAACAUCCUAUAAAGAAAGGUAUCA
Hypanus sabinus (Atlantic stingray) is the source of this 779-nucleotide messenger RNA. RefSeq names its product cerebral dopamine neurotrophic factor (gene cdnf). Gene Ontology annotation, biological process: dopaminergic neuron differentiation; neuron projection development. The record is from RefSeq and is a predicted model, not a curated record. The transcript is spliced from 5 exons. Bases 182 to 694 code for a protein of 170 amino acids. NCBI's taxonomy places the organism in Eukaryota, Metazoa, Chordata, Chondrichthyes, Myliobatiformes, Dasyatidae. Gene Ontology annotation, cellular component: endoplasmic reticulum.